Messenger RNA from Drosophila sulfurigaster albostrigata, 688 nucleotides. RefSeq lists its product as uncharacterized. The transcript is spliced from 2 exons. Gene Ontology annotation, molecular function: structural constituent of chitin-based larval cuticle. The record is from RefSeq and is a predicted model, not a curated record. The coding region runs from base 87 to 512 and encodes 141 amino acids. Gene Ontology annotation, cellular component: chitin-based extracellular matrix. Lineage: Eukaryota; Metazoa; Arthropoda; Insecta; Diptera; Drosophilidae.
CUGCCAACAAGCCAUAGUACAAAGUCUUCUUGCAGCGUGCAGAGCUCGUGUGUCAAAGAAAUUCAAAGAAAACAAAAAAAAGCAAUAUGUUCAAAUUCGUGUUGAUUGCCAGCCUGCUGGUCAGCGUUGCAUUAGCCGCACCCCUGAAUGACGACAUCGAUCAGGAGGAGAAACUGAGGCUGGAGAAAGAACAGAAUGAGAGUGCACAAUACCAAUUCGGUAGCCAGGUUCGCGAUGGCAUCAACGAUGGUGAGAUCCAGCGUGAGGAGACACGCGACGGCUCUAAAGUCAGUGGCUUCUAUUCCUACUACGAUGGCUUCGUCAAGCGCAAGGUUCACUACGAAGCCGAUGAGAACGGUUACCGUGUGGUGAAGGAGGACAUGGAGGUGGUUGGCGAUGGACCCGUCUUCAAUCCCCAGGGUCAGGCUGAUGUGGAGGGAUCACUGAUCGGCAAAUACUCUAUCAAACUCGAUCAAUCGGAUGAUAAGCACUACAAGGAUAUACGUUCCUAAGCUGUCUGCUGUCGGGCUGCCGAAAGGUUUCUAACAUUUAGAAAUGAACUGAAUACAACUUAAAAUACUCGUUAUUACAGGAACACAUCUAAUCUUAACUAUUUUGUUAUUGUAUUACAAAGACAAGCUAAAUCAGAAAUUUAUAAAGAACUUAAACAACAAACAAAACCAAAUUU